Molecule: messenger RNA, 1901 nt
Organism: Rhodamnia argentea
Lineage: Eukaryota; Viridiplantae; Streptophyta; Magnoliopsida; Myrtales; Myrtaceae
Product: homeobox-leucine zipper protein HAT3
Exons: 5
Coding region: 658-1554 (298 amino acids)
Biological process (GO): regulation of DNA-templated transcription
Cellular component (GO): nucleus
Molecular function (GO): sequence-specific DNA binding; DNA-binding transcription factor activity, RNA polymerase II-specific
Source: RefSeq, a predicted model, not a curated record
CCUGUCUCUCUCUGAUGAUCACCUCAUCAUGAGUGGAUCCGCAGCUUUAUGUCCCGUCAACGGUCAGUAGGAAAGCAAAAUCGCCUCCAGUUCCAAUGCUCACCUCCCCAAAGUUCCAUCGCCACGCUUGGGAGGGCAGAGAGAUGAUGCCCCAUCCCAAGAACGAACCGAACCGAAUGCAACCACACGUUUUAACCACAGUAAAGGAGGAGGAUGAGGAGGAGGAGGCACUGGUGCAAUCAAUAGGGUGAGGUGAAUUCAUGGUCUGCGAGGUGUGUGGGAACCAUCAAUCAUCAUCAUUCAUGCAAUAGGCUGGACUGACACUGGUCAUCAUCACUCUCUCUCUCUCUCCAUUUAUCUUUUAUAUAUUGUCCCAUCCUUUCAUUGUCCUGCAGAAAGGCAGUGACACCCACCAGACCAGUCCAGUCCUGCCCCAAAACCCAAAAGCAAAGCUUAGCCAUUUUUGCAAUCCUCUGUUUCUUGCCCCCUUCUUGUUCUUGUUUUCUCAGAACCCGAAACAGCCCCAAAAUCAACGAACCCAGAAGCUGUUGCUGCAGGGAAAGGAAAAUUAGCAAUUUUUAUUUCUUCCUUUAGAGGAAAGGAGGGGGACUUUUUGGUUUGAGUUUGAACCCCUCACCCCUCUUGGGGAAAGUGGAAAUGGGUGAGCAAGAUGAUGGGCUGGGGUUGAGUCUGAGCCUGGGAUGCGCGAAGAGUGCAUUGUCUUUGAACCUCAAUCUCGUGGAAGCUCCUCCGCAGUCCAGGCGGAGUCCUGGGCAAAAGAGUUCUUGGAACGAGGUUUUCCACUCUCCUGAAACAAACUCCGAAACAAGGCCGUUCCUUGGAGGAGUCAGCAUCAACAGAGACAUAGUAGUGGUGGAAUUAGAUGAUGAUAAUCGGGUCUCAUCACCUAACAGCACCGUGUCGAGCAUAAGUGGGAAGAGAAGUGAGAGAGACCCGCAUGGAGACAACGAAGUUGAAGCUGAGAGAACUUCGUGCUCUUGUGAGAGCAUCGAAGAAGAUGGCAGCGGAGGAGAUGCAGCGAGGAAGAAGCUCAGGCUGUCUAGAGAACAGUCGUUGCUGUUAGAGGAGACAUUCAAAGAGCAUAACACUCUUAACCCUAAGCAAAAGCUUGCCUUGGCCAAGCAGCUCAAUCUUAGUCCCAGACAGGUGGAGGUCUGGUUUCAGAACAGGCGUGCCCGGACUAAGACGAAGCAAACCGAGGUCGACUGUGAGUACCUCAAAAGGUGCUGCGACAAUCUUACGCAGGAGAACAAGAGGCUGCAGAAGGAAGUGCAGGAGCUCAGGGCACUGAAGCUGAUCUCCCCACAGCUCUACAUGCAUAUGAACCCCCCCACCACGCUCACCAUGUGCCCUUCAUGUCAGCGAGUGUCUGUUCCUUCCUCAUCAUCAUCAUCUCCAUCUCCAUCUUCAGUCGCUGCCUCAGCAGUUGGCCGCACUGGGCCUGCCCAUAAUCCAUCUAGUCCGUCUGGAGCAUCCAUCAGCCCUUGGGCAAGGCUACAGAUGCGACAAGGACUGAACAAUUUGCACUCUUAAUGGCUUCUCUGACAUUUGCACGGCGUGUGCCCAAGGCGUAAAGCAAAGAGUAUCAGCUCAUCCACUGACGAUACAUUAGCAGAUUAUGACGUAGAAGGAUCGAAUGACUAGCAAAAUAGACCGUCUACCGUGCUUUUUGCUGAUAAUAGGACAUUGAUUGCUGGGAUAGAGAAAUCUUCUCCCUGUAUGUAGGGUCGAAAACGCAAAGGGAAAGGAAAAGGUGAGCGUUUAGUUGUUCAUGGAUCUUGUUCACUUUGGUAAUUUGAUGAUCUAUCAUGAUGCGGGUGAUUGUGGAACCUAUUCGAAUGUUGAGUAAUCAUGGUCUCAUCUACCAUGUUGGGUCAUAA